Messenger RNA from Trichosporon asahii var. asahii CBS 2479, 2115 nucleotides. RefSeq lists its product as uncharacterized. NCBI's taxonomy places the organism in Eukaryota, Fungi, Basidiomycota, Tremellomycetes, Trichosporonales, Trichosporonaceae. The record is from RefSeq and is a predicted model, not a curated record. The coding region runs from base 1 to 2115 and encodes 704 amino acids. The transcript has a single exon.
AUGGCGGCGCAGGUCUCGACGGCGCGCGUCUUCUACUCCCUGAGCGCGAGCACGCGCUCCUCGCCGACAUUCAACAACAAGGGGGACACGAUUCUUCCCCCGUUCUGCCGCGGUGCCUUUGUUGCUGCGCUGAACUCGCUCGGUGUGCGUACGCACUUUGUGCCGCAGGGCGAGGCGGACGGCGUCUGCGUCGUUCUCGCAGACGAGAUGGGCGGCUACGUUCUCGGGCGGGAUACGGACUUUGUCAUCCUGAGCGCCGGUGCGAGCGACAAGCUGCGCGGCUAUGCACCGCUGGAUAUGAUGGAGUGGACCGACUCGGCGCCGCCAGAGGACGCCGACGCACCGCCGGCAGCAGAUUUUACGACCGUCGCUGCGAAGCGACCGCGCUCAGCGCGCUCUCGCAUGCUUCCCCCGACCGAUGCGGCAAAUCCGACACUCGUGCUCGCCACCUACGCCACUGCUCCUCUCUGCCGGCGGCUCAGGCUCGAUGCGCCGAUGCUCCCGCUCCUCUCGUCUCUGGUCGGGAACGACUAUACGCCGCAGUGGGCAGGCGAGGCUCUGUUCCCCCGCAUGCGACCGGGAGAUCGGAUCGAGCGCGUCGCGCGUGUUCUGUCAGAGCUCAGGCCCAACGUCUCUUCCGCCGACGAGCUGGUCCGCCGUGCUGUGCGCCGACUCUGGGCCAAGCCGUUCGUCGACGACGCUGCUGUUGCCGAGCUUACCGACGCGGUUAUCGACGCGACGAUCCAGUACGUCCUCCCGCCUCCCGACUGCUGCGCGCAAUUCCCCUUCUGCGGCGAGCUCGACGCUGGCUGUAGGACAGCCACGGCGAGUCGCGCAACGAGUGCUGCGCCUAGCCGCGCGCCGACACCUGGUGGCUCGACCUCUGGACAUUGCGGGCAGCACUCGGACGCUGUUGUCGCGUACGCCGCUGCUCAGCGUGAGGGCCGCCUGAAUUCGCUCGCUUCCGCCUACCUUCACCCGGACCGCGUCCACCUGUGGUCUGCGCUCGAGGACCCGUCAACUGCAAGCUGUCGCGCCAGUGUCGCUGCGUGCCGUGCCCGUCUCGCCGCCUACACGAUUCUAGACGCCGCGGUAGGAGGAUUGCGUUUCCCUCCAGCCUCCGCCGAGAUGCUCGACGAGCAGAAACAGGACCAAGAGGCGAACGCGCUGCUCGGCAUCGAGGCGGAGGAGGAGCAGAGCGAGGAGCGGCCGCGCGUCGUCACAGAGUACCUUCGCCAAGGUGGCGGGCGAAUCGUCGUUGCGAGGCGAGCGGUCCUGCCGCCGCAGGGCGAGGCAGUGGACGGAGACGAACUCGAGAACGGAGACGCGGCCAACGGAGCAGAGGCUAACGGGAGGCGCAACGGGGAGACGCCAGAGUGCCUUCUCCCGCUUGCCGAACGUCAGCGCCUCUACCUCCACCACCUCGGCGCCGACACGCCCGCGAUCCUCGCCCUGCCACCUCGUCUGCACCCGCUCGUCGCCGCCGUGCGCCUCCUCCUCUCCACAGGCGGGGACUGGACGCGGUCCGAGAUCGAAGCGCUCCUGCGCGGCUGCAUCGGGUCCCUGGCGGCGUGGGACGCUGCCAAAGACACUGCAACGGAUACCGAGCCCGAGUCAGCAUACGCGACGGCAAACGAGGAGCCCGAGCCGUCCUCUCCCCUCUCGCCGCGUCUCGAGCGUAUCAUGAGCGGCAAGUCCCAGACCUUCGACCCCGAGAUCACGCCCCCGGCCGUGGAGCUCACUUCGCGCGCGACCCGGCUCGUUGCCGCCCUCACCUCGGCGCUGCAGGACAGCCAGGCGCUGGCGCAGGCGCUCCUCCUCCCCCCGCCUCAUGGCAGCCCGCACGUCUGGAUCGCGGGUGCUGCGCUUCACUCGCUGCUGAACGGACAGGAUCCACCCCCAGGCGCGGGAUGGGCUUGGAAUCGCGCCGCGAAGAAUCAGUGGAAGCGCGCCGUCGCGGCCACGCUGGAGGGGUACGACCUGCCGUCCGCGCCGGCCGAGACGAAGAAGAGCAGGAAGAAGAACAAGAAUAGGGGCAAGAAGGCCUCUGAGCCCGAGAAAGGGGGCAAGGACAACGGACCCGCGAAUCGGUUCGACCUCCUCGUUGGCAUGUAG